Messenger RNA from Triplophysa rosa, 985 nucleotides. RefSeq names its product dual specificity phosphatase 29-like. Gene Ontology annotation, biological process: protein dephosphorylation; negative regulation of MAPK cascade. Bases 38 to 598 code for a protein of 186 amino acids. Gene Ontology annotation, molecular function: MAP kinase phosphatase activity; protein tyrosine/serine/threonine phosphatase activity. Gene Ontology annotation, cellular component: cytoplasm. NCBI's taxonomy places the organism in Eukaryota, Metazoa, Chordata, Actinopteri, Cypriniformes, Nemacheilidae. The record is from RefSeq and is a predicted model, not a curated record. The transcript has 4 exons.
UAGAGGACACUGGAGAACGACUACGGACAUCGCAAAAAUGUGGAAUUUUUUGAAAGGUUUUGUUUUCCCUCCAUCUCGACGUGAACGGGAGCAAGUCGAUAUGGCGGUAACAGAGAUGGAGGCUCUUCUGAAGCCGAUGAAACAAUAUCGAAGUGGCGUAGCAAAUGAAGUCUGGCCCGGACUUUACAUCGGCGACAUGAAAGUGGCUAGAAAAUAUAGUGAACUGCAAAGGAGUGGAUUCACCCAUGUGGUGAACUGUGUUGAUGGUGUUGUAGACGUUAAGAUCUACACCAAGAGGGGAAUGAAAUACAUGGGCUUCAGGUCAUUAGAUAUAGACACAUUUGAUUUAAGCCCUUACUUCAGUCCUGCGGCAGAGUUUAUUCAUACAGCAUUAGGAGAAAAAGGAAAAGUCCUGGUUCACUGUCACGCUGGAGUGAGUCGAUCAGCGACAAUAGUUCUGGCUUAUCUCAUGCUGAAACGCAACAUGCACCUGGUGGAAGCAAUCAACACUGUAAAGAAGAAAAGAUGCAUCUAUCCCAACCGAGGCUUCAUCAGACAACUGGUCUACCUUCAAAAAGAUUUGCAUGGCUGGAUAUAACGGUACACGUAUUAGUCCCGAGCCGUUACGGUACAGACGACACCGUGAUGCCUGUACCGUGAUGGUUUGGUCAUGUGUUUGGUCACGUCAAAUGUCUUGUGCCUGUCAAAGUAGUUAGCAUCCAAAAAAUGUAUAUUAGUAUAUGACAAUAUAUUUUUAGUUUUGAAUGUUUUAGCAUAAUUAUAGCAUGUUCUAACUUAAUGCUAGUGAUGUAGGUGGUUCUAGGCUUUGUUAGAUGGUCUAUAGAUGGUUUCAAAGCAACAACAUAAACAAACGUUACUGUGCAAUUGUGAGUUUGUGGACUGACCUUAACUUCCGGUACGCAUCCACAAACAAUAGAGUGCCUGUAGAUUAACCGAGAAGACCCGUUACUUGUCUAAACUUGCC